Molecule: messenger RNA, 206 nt
Organism: Racocetra persica
Lineage: Eukaryota; Fungi; Glomeromycota; Glomeromycetes; Diversisporales; Gigasporaceae
Source: the annotation of a GenBank genome assembly
CCCUAGAAAAUUGUAAAGAUUUAGAGUAUUUAUGUAUUGGCUAUCAACCAAAUAUAAAAGGAGGUUUGAAAUUUUUGCCAGCCGAAAAACUUACUUAUUUUGGUUGUGACGGAACAGAAUUUAAAGAAAUGUUGAAACCUUUUGAUUAUGACGUUUAUGCUUGGCAAUUGGGAACGCUUAACCAGCAAACUCCAACUGCUCCUUAA